GGGUCCCUGCUGUGUCGGAGCGGCUCCUGCUGUUCGCACCCCGCCAGGUCUCUUCCAGGAACCAUGAUCUCUGAAAGUGGCUCAUUUGUGAAGGGCCUGAUGCUCGGAGGGAUCUUCUGCAUCUUGGUUACUCUCCUAGGACAUAUUAAGAUGGGCCAUACCACUAAACCCCAUGAGCACCGCCAUCUCCAGGCUCCAAAAAAGGAAGACAUUUUAAAACUUUCCAACGACGAGCGCCUGGAAUUGAGUCAGAGCAUCCGUGUUUAUUGCAUCAUCCUUGUGAAGCCUAAGGAUCUGGGGCACUGGGCGGCUGCGAAGGACACGUGGAGCAAGCACUGCGACAAGGCAGAGUUCUACAGUUCGGAGAAAGUCAAGGUCUUCGAUUCGAUUGUGCUCGACACGGAUGACAUGUGGACAAUGAUGAGAAAGGCCUAUAAGCUCGCCUAUGAGAAUUAUAAAGAUGACUAUAACUGGUUUUUUCUGGCUCACCCCAGCACUUUUGCCAUUAUUGAGAAUCUGAAAUAUUUCUUGCUGAAACAGGAUGCGUCCCAGCCGUUUUACACAGGCCGGACAGAGACAUCUGGGGACCUCGAAUAUGUGAACGGAGACGGAGGAAUUGUCCUAAGCGUUGAGUCUCUCCGGCAACUUUACAAGGUUUUUGAUAAUCCAGAUAAAUGUCCUGAACAGGGGGGCAUGAUCUGGAAACUCUCGGCAGAUAAACAGCUAGCGGUCUGCUUGAAAUACAGUGGGAUACAUGCCGAAAAUGCAGAGGAUUCUGAAAAAAAGGACAUUUUCAACACCAAGCCAAUUGGUACUCUCAUUAAAGAGGCCAUGUCCAGUCACCCCCAGGAGGUGGUGGAAGGCUGCUGUUCAGAUAUGGCCAUCACCUUCAGUGGGUUGGCUCCUAGUCAUAUGCAUGUGAUGAUGUACGGGGUUUAUAGGCUCAGAGCCUAUGGGCACAGUUUUAAUGACGCUUUGGUCUUCCUACCUCCUCUAGGCUCAGAUAACGAUUGAAGACUCUCACACUGGCCGCUGCGUAAAGUGUGCAAGUCUUAAUCUCUUGUGUCCCUCAGCAAAUGGCAUGUACACAAGCUGGUACAAAUUUUGUAUUUCAUGGUGUUGGUGUGUUAACUAUUUUUUGCACAACCUGCUUUUAUUAUCUUUACAAAUGGGAAAGGGGAUACUCUUUUUAAAAGCAAAACAAAGCCCCUUUUAUACAAAUUUUUCAGUGGCACCUGAAAAACUGCUCCAAGGAUUGUCAGCAAAUGUGUAGCGGGUAUGUAAAUAUUUGAAAUCAAAAACUAUCCAUCUGUUGUAAAUUAAAUCUAUUUUUGCAGA
Molecule: messenger RNA, 1338 nt
Organism: Pogona vitticeps (central bearded dragon)
Lineage: Eukaryota; Metazoa; Chordata; Lepidosauria; Squamata; Agamidae
Gene: C1GALT1C1
Product: C1GALT1 specific chaperone 1
Molecular function (GO): N-acetylgalactosaminide beta-1,3-galactosyltransferase activity
Source: RefSeq, a predicted model, not a curated record